Molecule: messenger RNA, 1274 nt
Organism: Gadus morhua (Atlantic cod)
Lineage: Eukaryota; Metazoa; Chordata; Actinopteri; Gadiformes; Gadidae
Gene: wdr83
Product: WD repeat domain containing 83
Exons: 10
Coding region: 175-1143 (322 amino acids)
Biological process (GO): mRNA splicing, via spliceosome
Cellular component (GO): catalytic step 2 spliceosome
Molecular function (GO): protein binding
Source: RefSeq, a predicted model, not a curated record
UUGUACCGGAAGAACUACUAUGAACUCAAGGAAAGUAAGAAACACUCAAAAACAGCGUGUUAUAAACUCUUUGAAUGGUUAUAAAUAAAUACUACUGCUACAAUCUAAGGAGGUAGCAGAAUGCAAGAUAAUUGCGUUUGAACGGCAAAAUUUAGUACCCAGAGCACAGAGAGUAUGUCGUUCCCGCAGCCUAAACCGCAAGCUCCACAGCUGCCCCGGCACCUGCUGAGGACUAUCGACUGUAACCAAGGAGCGGUCCGGGCCGUGCGCUUUAACGCGGACGGGAACUACCUUCUGUCGUGUGGCAGCGAUAAGUCGCUCAAGCUGUGGAGCGUCACCAGAGGCACACCUCUGAAGACCUAUAGUGGCCACGGAUACGAGGUCCUUGAUGUCGACGGUUCCUUUGACAACAGCCAGCUGUGUUCGUGCAGCUCUGACAAGACGGUGAUCCUUUGGGAUGUUGCGACCGGGCAGGUGGCCCGAAAACUCAGAGGUCACGCCGGGAUAGUCAACUGUGUCCAGUUUAACGAAGAGGCGACGGUAAUCCUCUCUGGGUCCAUAGACGGGACGGUGCGCUGCUGGGACACGCGGUCCCGCAGGUUCGAGGCCAUCCAGGUUCUGGACGAGGCUACUGAUGGGAUCAGUAGCCUGAAGGUGUCCCAGCACGAGCUGCUGACCGGGUCGGUCGACGGCCGGGUGAGAUGCUACGACCUGCGCAUGGGGCAGCUGCACAUCGACUUUGUCAACAGCCCCAUCACGUGCGUGUGCUUCAGUCAGGACGGCCAGUGCACUUUGACCUCCAGCCUGGACUCCACGGUCAGGCUGCUAGACAAGACCACCGGGGAGAUGCUGGGAGAGUACACAGGCCACAAGAUGAAGGGCUACAAGCUGGACUGCUGUCUGUCCGGUAAAGACACCCACGUGAUGAGCUGUUCCGAGGACGGACACGUCUACUGCUGGGACCUGGUAGAGGGCUCCCUAACUUUGAAGCUGCCGGUGGGGAAGGCCGUUGUCCAAUCUCUGUCUUUCCACCCCACCGAGACCCAGCUCCUCACAGCCAUGGAGGGGCGUGUCCAGGUGUGGGGGGCUGAGCCUGAGGAAACCGAGGAAGUGGAAGAGGGCGGCAUGAUGGGGGCAUCAUAGAGAGUGCAGUAUGUGUGUGUGUGUGUGUGUGUGUGUGUCUGUGUGUGAAUGCGUGUGCAUGUCAAACCCAUGUUGAAGAAUAUCACAUAUUUUUGUACAUAACAAUGAAUAAACUCUUUUUCUUAUUGUAA